AUGCACGCUUGUAUUAUCCCUCCCUCACGUUUCGCCGAUUCUACCAGAAGAUUGAGUUUCGACCAUGAAACUGGGAAUGCCACUCCUGGUUUUUAUUCCGACACCUGUCUUCAAAAGACAUUUGAGCAGGCCGGCGCUGUCAAUUUGCCCAGGACUUACGAUGCUUCGCCAACCGCACACAUAGGACCCAGUCCACCAUCAUCAUCCCCUACCAUCACCAAUGAUUUUUUGGAUGAUGAUACAAACGCACCCACAUCUCUCCCUCCUGUAAUCAGGCACUUGAAUCAUGUUGUAAAGCGCGCAAAAGAGAAGUAUAAGCCUUACAACCGGAACCGUCCCAGGACCAUGGAGCUCCGCUUUGCUGAAAAGUACAUUGGGCCCAGUGAUAUGGGCCCAGUAGAUGUUCAAAGAACGUCAUGUCAGGGCAAAGUUUUAGCUGAGCAUGGCUUGAAACACAUGUCCUGCGAGGCCAUUGCUCAAGCUGUCCUUACGAAGGAAGCUGACCUUGAGUGGAAGCGCAUGUGUGCUCUGGCAUCCGCAUGGGAAAUUGAGGUUCUCAGACGACACGAGAGGCUUGCCCACAUAAUUCACAACGACAAGGCUAGAAUAUAUGCCAGUGCCACUUCUGAACCUCUCCUUGCUUCGCUUGAAACGCUUGCCAAUUCUGACCUGGACUCGGGGGAGCUCCAAAGUCGCUUGGCCUUCGCCAUUGCCGCAUAUAGUCAGGAUAAAUCAUUGUACAGCGCUACAGAUGAACAGUUUGAUCACCUCGAGCAUCUUGCUCGCGAGCACUAUGUUGGAGCUAUUGAAGACAACUCCCCUGCAUCUCCCAUAGACUCGGACGCAAGUGCCUCGAGUUCGGGUGUCCACGAUUCCGGCAUUGUUCGUGGAAUUUCGGAGAUAUCCACGAAGUCCGAUGACUGA
This is a messenger RNA of Suillus fuscotomentosus, 924 nucleotides long. RefSeq lists its product as uncharacterized. NCBI's taxonomy places the organism in Eukaryota, Fungi, Basidiomycota, Agaricomycetes, Boletales, Suillaceae. The record is from RefSeq and is a predicted model, not a curated record. Bases 1 to 924 code for a protein of 307 amino acids. The transcript has 2 exons.